Molecule: messenger RNA, 1557 nt
Organism: Chroicocephalus ridibundus (black-headed gull)
Lineage: Eukaryota; Metazoa; Chordata; Aves; Charadriiformes; Laridae
Gene: IL7
Product: interleukin 7
Exons: 5
Coding region: 111-653 (180 amino acids)
Biological process (GO): immune response
Cellular component (GO): extracellular region
Molecular function (GO): interleukin-7 receptor binding; growth factor activity
Source: RefSeq, a predicted model, not a curated record
CCUUUCGCCCCCGGCUUGCGCGGCGCUCCGCGGGCACCAUGGGCGAGACGGCGCCGCCACCAUGACCGCGGAGCCGCCGGCGCAGCUCCCUGCCACUCUCCCCGCGGACCAUGUUCCAUGCCUUUUUUAGAUCUAUCUUUCGGGUUCUGCCACUGCUCCUUGUUCUGUCUCCAGUGAAUUCUUCUAGUUGUGCGAUGGGAAAUAAAACAACUGAAAUCCGUGUGAAGUAUGAGAAUAUACUAAGCCACGACAUCGAUGAGCUGGUAAAUAUGUCUGCAGAGUAUCGUCACAGGUGCUGCAAGAAUAAAAAACAUGAAAAUAACAAAGUGUUUUUCUGCAAUGAUACUCAGGAAGUAGAAUCACUACAGAGUAUGGCGUGCAACAUGCUCAGAUUCUUUCAUAAGCAAAAAAUCAGCAGAGACUUUAGAUGGAAAGCAGCAUUAGUCUCAUGUGGGACAUUACAGGUUCUACAGUGCAAAUGUGAAAGACUUAAAAAAGAAAAGGUUUGCACGCAGGUAAAUACACAUAAUGAAGAUACAGAAACAGGUGAACAGUCCAGAAAGAAAUGCAACCAAGAAUUUUGUGAACUGAAAGAAAAUAUAUCUAGCCUUCGAUCCUGCUGGAAUAAAUUUGAAAAAAUAAUUUCCAGGUGAUUCCAGGUGCAUCCUGCUCUUUUCUUUCGAAGUGGCAUUACUUGGUAUCUUUGCAUUUUAUAUGCAUUCUUCAAGUAACUUUGUUCGCUUAUAUGAACACUUUAUGCCAGAAUACUGAUGGAAAGCUACUGUACCUUGUUCCUGGAGACGGAAUAAACAGAAACAGCUAAACCAAGCUGCUGAAGUCCAAGAAGUGGAAAUAAAAGACCAGCAUUCAAAGCAAAGAGCUCUGCAGAAGACUGUGUCCCAUCUUCAUGCUCUGGAAACUACUUUGAAUUUUCUGAUCUUUCGAGUAACUUUAUAAUACCGUCAUAUGAAAGCAAUCUACUUACAUGUCUACUGCAAUUUAUAAAACCACCUUAGAAGCUGCAGGUGAAGAAAACAGCAUGGAAAAGUAGCUGGUGUCUUUAUAUCCAUGUAAAACACAUCAAGGACCAAAAGGAACAAUUCACCAAACAAGCAGCUGAUCUUGGGUCUAUUCUGCUGAUGCAAUAAUGUUAUAAUGUUUUCAGCGUGGGUACCUAAUGGAUCUGCAAACUGACUUAGGUUUGGAAAAAUAGGGAAAAGAUUAACUUUUUGAAAACCUUAGGAAGGGCACUGAUUUUUGAGGGAUGUAGCACUGUCUGAAGUAGAGGCAAGACAGCGAGACCUAUGGAAGGCCAAAAAGGAGACGCCUGAAUGUAAGUUUGUUCAGCUGACUGGAAGCAGCACCAGCCUUACGUAUUUGGUUAUUCUAGAGUUAGCUGCAGGAGGAGCUAGAAUUUCUUACCUUCAGAUUGUGAUUUCUUAUAUGCCAUUAUUUUAUAUAACGCGUUUAACAUGUUAGACAAACAUGACUUAAAAUGUGUGAAUAUUUUCAGAGAAUAAUAUAUUGGCAUUUAACUAAUAAAGCGUUCAUAUUUAA